AUGUAACCGUUCUGCAGAGUGUUCUCUUGCUGCACCACCGCACUCGCGUCUGGCUGUUUUGCCUCAGGGACUUGAUUUUGUUUGCCAACGGACAUGGCCCCAGUCAUUCAUUCAGAUGAUGCCAACAAGGAGGGGAAGGAAUGUACCGCUGCACGACCGAAGGGUUUGGAGACCAUCGCACCUCUGGUCUGCUCUGCCGAGGAGAGCCCUGAUCCAAUCCGUGCUGAGGUACAAGGGACCAUUCCCGACUGGCUCAACGGCAGCCUGCUCCGAAACGGCCCAGGCAAAUUUGAGUUUGGAGACACUCACUACAACCACUGGUUUGACGGGAUGGCCAUGCUGCACAAGUUCAAGAUGGAGAAAGGCCAAGUGACGUACACGAGUCGGUUCCUGCGCAGCGACGCCUACAAGAAGAAUAGCGAGCGGGAUCGAAUCAUGGUGUCUGAAUUUGGUACCGUCACAAUGCCUGACCCUUGCAAAAACAUCUUCCAGAGAUUCUUCUCUCGUUUUGAAAUGAUAAAGCCCACAGACAAUGGAAAUGUCAACUUCAUAAAAUACAAAGGAGACUAUUAUGUCAGCACAGAGACCAACUUGAUGCACAAAGUCAACCCAGAGAACCUCGAAACACUCCAACAGGUCGACUGGAGUAAGUUUGUUGCUGUGAAUGGAGCCACUGCCCACCCUCACUACGACCCUGACGGCACCUGCUUUAACAUGGGCAAUUCCUAUGGCGGCAAAGGAACUACGUACAACAUAAUUCGUGUACCUCCUGAGAAGUCAAACGCCCAAGACACCCUGCAAGGCGCCAAAAUUCUCUGCUCCAUCGCGCCUGCUAACAAGUCCCAACCGUCCUACUACCACAGCUUUGCCAUGUCCAAGAACUAUGUGGUGUUCAUUGAGCAGCCAAUUAAAAUUGACCUGAUGAAGAUCGUCACAUGUAAGAUGAGGGGAAAGGCUUUCAGCGAUGCUGUUUACUGGGACCCCAAGCUGGAAACCGUCCUGCAUCUUAUUAAUAAACACACAGGCGAGGCCAGCCCAGUGAAGUACUUUGCCAAAGCUUUCUCCAACUUCCAUCAGAUCAACGCCUUUGAAGAGGACGGCUUCUUGAUAUUGGACUUGUGUUGCUCAGACGAUGGCCAAGCCCUCGACAUCUACUGCCUUCAGAAUUUACGCAAGUCGGGAGAGGCGCUAGAUGAGGUGUACAACAAGAUGAGCAGAGGUUUUCCUCGCCGCUUUGUUUUACCCAUGUACGUGACAGAAGACACGCCGACCGAUCAAAACCUGAACACUCGUCCUUCCAGUACGGCAACAUGUGUCAAAAAGAGCAACACGAGGGUAUUUUGCCAACCCGAGGAUCUCCAUGGCGAUGACCUCUCGCAGUACGGCGGCCUGGAGUUCCCCCACAUCAACUACGAGCGCUACAACACCAAGCCUUAUCGCUAUUUCUACGGAUGUGGCUUCAGACACAUGUUUGGAGAUUCGCUUCUUAAGAUGGACCUCAAGCACAAGACGCUUAAGGUGUGGUACCAGAAGGGUCUCUUCCCAUCGGAGCCGGUAUUUGUGCCCUCACCAGAGGCCGUGGAGGAGGACGACGGUGUCAUCCUCUCUGUGGUUCUCUCCCCCUCGCAGGAUAAAGGCACCUUCCUUCUGGUUUUGAAUGCCAAGACCUUUGAGGAGUUGGGAAGAGCCAAUGUGGCUGUCAACAUGCCCUACGGCUUCCACGGUGUCUUCAGCGCAUCUGUUUGAAUGAAUAUGUGACAUUAAUGACAUCAAUAAUAACAUUAUUAAUCCAAAAACACUAAGUAAGUACGAUGACAUAUAUGUUUGUAUUGUAUUGAGGGUAGUGGGCAGAUUUGCCACUUUAUGCCUUACAAAGCUACACUGCUCUGUUACCAAAUGAAGACAAUUUUUAUUGUGCCAGUUUUUUCAUUUUUUUUAAUGAUUAUUAGUGACACGGUUUUUGUAUGAGCGCAAAACUACUACACCUCAAAUACACCACCAGCCUUCCUUAUACAAAUGUGCUUUCAAACAAUAUAAUUUGCCAUACUUUGUGUAUCUUUUCUAUACAAUUCUGAAUAAAAUUAAAUGAAAGUCA
Syngnathus acus (greater pipefish) is the source of this 2095-nucleotide messenger RNA. RefSeq names its product beta,beta-carotene 9',10'-oxygenase-like. The record is from RefSeq and is a predicted model, not a curated record. Gene Ontology annotation, molecular function: carotenoid dioxygenase activity; beta-carotene 15,15'-dioxygenase activity. The transcript has 12 exons. NCBI's taxonomy places the organism in Eukaryota, Metazoa, Chordata, Actinopteri, Syngnathiformes, Syngnathidae. The coding region runs from base 94 to 1746 and encodes 550 amino acids. Gene Ontology annotation, cellular component: mitochondrion. Gene Ontology annotation, biological process: carotene catabolic process; retinal metabolic process.